Molecule: messenger RNA, 5082 nt
Organism: Glycine soja
Lineage: Eukaryota; Viridiplantae; Streptophyta; Magnoliopsida; Fabales; Fabaceae
Product: ethylene-overproduction protein 1-like
Exons: 7
Coding region: 441-3305 (954 amino acids)
Biological process (GO): negative regulation of ethylene-activated signaling pathway
Molecular function (GO): protein binding
Source: RefSeq, a predicted model, not a curated record
AAGUUCAGAGAGAGAAAGGUCGUCAAAAAAAAAAAAAAAAAAACUGACAUAAAGAGCGUGGGCGUUUCAACGGCAACCUCAAUCUCCGCCUCACCAGACCAAGUUGGGCACUCCUCCAUCGUUCCCACCUUCCCUAUUUUCUGCUUCCCUCCAUUUUCUCACUAACAAAAAUAAGAAAACCCCAAACAAAAAAACAUAACAGGAUGGGGAAAAAGAAAAUAAAAAUAAAAAACCUGGGUUACCCAAAAACCAAACCAAACCACACCUCACACCACCCCCACAAAACAACACAACACAAUCCUUAAAAAUCAACCUAUUCCUUCCACUUUUCCUCCCAAACCAACAACUCUAAACACAUUUUUUUCUUUCUCCUAAUGCUACCUCCUUAGAAAUUGCUUAAUCUUUUUCAUUCAUUCAAUUACUUAACAAAUUGUUAGAAAAUGCAACACAGCAUCUUCGCCUCAAUGCGUAGCUUGAAGAUCAUGGACGGUUGCAAGGGCACUCAGGUCUACGCCAUCAACCCCUCCAGCGCCACCGGCGGUGGAAUUGGUGAGAAGCUUCUCCAACAGCUUCACGACCACAUCAAAAGCCACACCCUUAGAACCAAAUCGGUUCGGAACUUACAACCUCCGAACAUGACGACGCCGUCGGAGGUUUUCGUCUCCGACGGGUCGCUCCUUCCUUACGGCCUCCCCAUGACGGACCUCCUAGAGCCCAAAAUUGAACCCUCCUUGGUGUCGGUGGAUUUUGUCGAAACCCUCGCCGGAGUCUACCGCCGCACCGAGGACCGCCACCAGUUCGACCGCUCCGAGGUGUACCUCGAGCAAUGCGCGGUGUUCCGGGGGCUGGCCGACCCGAAGCUCUUCCGCCGCAGCCUCCGCGCCGCCCGGCAGCACGCCGUCAACGUGCACGCGAAGGUCGUGCUUUCCGCAUGGCUGCGCUACGAGCGCCGCGAGGAUGAGCUCAUCGGCUCGUCCUCGAUGGACUGCAGCGGGAGGAACCUCGAGUGCCCCCGCACCACGCUGGUUCCAGGCUACGACCCGGAGUUGGUGUUUGAUUCCUGCGCGUGCACCCGUGCACGCGCAGGUAAUGGUGAUAACGAUAAUGAUGAUGCAAUGGCAAUAGUGGUUGAUGAGCAAUGCUCCACCUCGGAAGAGGAGGAGGAGGAUGGUGACAUGUCUUUUUGUGUUGGUGAUGAUGAGAUUAAGUGUAAUAGGUUCAAUAUAGCCUCACUUUCAAGGCCCUUUAAGAUAAUGUUGUAUGGUGGAUUCAUUGAGUCAACGAGAGAGAAGAUAAAUUUUUCGCGGAAUUGUUUUUCUGUUGAGGCAUUGAGGGCUGCUGAGGUGUUCAGUAGGAGAAAGAGGUUGAGUCAUUUGGAGCCCAAGGUUAUUUUGGAGUUGCUAUCUUUGGCAAACCGGUUUUGUUGCGAGGAGAUGAAGAAUGCUUGUGACGCGCAUUUGGCAUCGCUGGUUUGUGACAUAGACGAUGCCUUGUUGCUUGUUGAGUAUGGACUGGAGGAGACCGCAUACCUGCUGGUGGCUGCCUGCUUGCAGGUGUUUCUCCGGGAGCUCCCUGGUUCGAUGCAAAGUUUGAGUGUUGUGAAGAUAUUUUGUAGUCCGGAGGGUAGGGAUAGGCUUGCUCUGGCGGGGCACGCGUCGUUUGUGUUGUAUUAUUUUUUGAGUCAGAUUGCGAUGGAGGAAGAGAUGAGGUCGAACACCACUGUGAUGCUGUUGGAGAGGUUAGUGGAGUGCGCAAAGGAUGGUUGGGAGAAGCAAGUUGCGUUUCAUCUAUUGGGUGUUGUUAUGCUUGAGAGAAAAGAAUACAAAGAUGCACAAUAUUGGUUUCAGGCAGCGGUUGAUGCAGGGCAUGUUUAUUCUUUGGUGGGAGUUGCAAGGGCAAAAUAUAAGCGUGGUCACACAUAUUCAGCAUAUAAGUUGAUGAACUCACUUAUUUCUGAUCAUAAACCGGUUGGGUGGAUGUAUCAGGAAAGGUCUUUGUAUUGUGUUGGGAAGGAGAAAUUGAUGGACUUGAUGUCUGCAACUGAGUUAGAUCCAACUCUUUCCUUUCCAUAUAAAUUCCGGGCUGUUUCUUUCCUGGAGGAAAACAAGAUUGGACCUGCCAUUGCAGAAAUCAAUAAAAUAAUUGGCUUCAAGGUUUCUCCAGAUUGCCUUGAAUUGAGAGCUUGGUUCUUGAUUGCCAUGGAAGAUUAUGAAGGAGCCCUCAGGGAUGUCCGGGCAAUUUUGACAUUGGAUCCAAAUUAUAUGAUGUUCUAUGGGCAUAUGCACGGUGAUCAGUUGGUAGAACUUCUCCAACCUUUUGUUCAGCAGUGGAGUCAGGCUGAUUGCUGGAUUCAGUUGUAUGACCGAUGGUCCUCUGUUGAUGAUAUUGGUUCUUUGGCUGUUGUACACCAGAUGUUAGCAAAAGACCCGGGGAAAAGUCUUUUAUGCUUUCGGCAAUCUCUCCUUCUUCUACGGUUGAAUUGUCCAAAGUCUGCCAUGCGUAGUUUGCGGCUGGCUAGAAAUCAUUCUACUUCUGAUCAUGAAAGGCUUGUGUAUGAAGGAUGGAUACUGUAUGACACUGGUUAUCGUGAAGAAGCAUUAGCAAAGGCUGAGGAAUCUAUUUCUAUUCGAAGAUCAUUUGAAGCUUACUUUCUCAAAGCUUAUGCGUUAGCUGACUCAAAUCUUGAUUCAGAGUCUUCAAAGUAUGUGAUCUGUCUCUUGGAGGAAGCUCUUAGAUGCCCUUUAGAUGGUCUUCGGAAAGGACAAGCACUGAAUAAUCUAGGGAGUGUCUAUGUAGACUGUGAUAAACUGGACCUUGCUGCUGACUGCUACAUGAAUGCACUCAACAUCAAGCAUACACGAGCACAUCAGGGGUUGGCACGUGUAUAUCAUCUUAAAAAUCUCCGGAAAGCAGCAUAUGAUGAGAUGACAAAGCUAAUAGAAAAGGCUCGGAGUAAUGCAUCAGCUUAUGAGAAACGUUCAGAAUAUUGUGACCGUGACAUGGCAAAGAGUGAUCUUAGUAUGGCAUCACAAUUGGAUCCUCUAAGGACUUAUCCUUACCGAUAUAGGGCUGCAGUUUUAAUGGAUGAUCAUAAGGAAGCUGAGGCAAUAGAAGAGCUUUCAAGAGCCAUUGAUUUUAAGCCAGAUCUGCAACUAUUACAUCUUCGAGCGGCAUUUUAUGAUUCAAUGGGUGAUUUUGUCUCUGCAGUCCGGGACUGUGAAGCAGCCCUUUGUCUUGAUCCUAUUCAUAAUGAGAUUCUUGAUCUCUGUAAUAAAGCACGGGAGCAUAUUCGAGAACCAAAGUGACAGAAUCAGAUAUUUAAAAAAUAUAAUUUUUUCCUAGUGUUCCCUAUGGGGACAAGCCUAUUCUUGCCAACCUGUACUUUUUCUACUCAUGAAGGUCCAGUAAUCAUCAGUGUCAUUCAUCUGUUGUUAGAUUUUCAAUCCAGAAGCGGCAUGGUCUACAUCUUUCAGCUGGCCUUCCGGAGAGUGGAACUACAGAAAAGGGAAAAGAAAAAUUAGAAAGCUCAUUUGGAUUGAAACCAAAGAGGAAGUAGAGAAGGAUAGCUUGUAAAUAUAAGUAAUGACUUAUGUUUUUGUCACAGAAUGGUCAAGUAGUGCAAACAACUGCUGCUGCUAUGCUCCAGUAUGCCACACCAGCAAAUUGGUGAUGAGUUACUAGUUAGACAAAACAUGUACAUGGAAAAACCAAUUGUUAUCACAAUUUUCCCUGACGACCCUUUGAACAUAUAUUGAUGCCGAGUUAUCCAUGGAGAAGCUAUACCCAUAACUAGUUAUCAACCUUACAUCUGCUUAAUUCAUCUGUUCCUUGCUUCUAUGUAGUCUUCCCACGUGGAAGGAGAGCUUUUCAACGAACCUGUGACCCACUAGAAAAUACUCAAUUUAGUUAUUGAAGCUCCCUUAUAUGGAAGCCAAGGAAACAAAAGAAGAAUAAGGAGGUGGAGCUUGUUUUGGAAACCAUGGAUAGGAAACGUCCUAGAAAGUUAAACUUGAAUGCACCCCUUUUGUCCACACGGCGUCUCGGUAGUCCAAAUGUUGCAGAUACUUCAUGUUCAUCAUAUUCAGUUGGAGCAGUCCAAAAUACAAGUGAAAGGGUUCCAUUUUCUUGGGAGAAAGCACCAGGCAAGCCAAAAGAAAUUGAGAGGAGUGAUAACACACAAGACGGUGGCACGCUGCGCCUAAGACUACCACCUCGCCAUUGGUUUCUUCCGAAAGAAGCAGUCGAAGAAGAUGUUGAUCGUGGUGAUGAUGCAUUUCAUGAUCAGGGAGAUGGUAGUUGUGAUGGCGACGACGACAAGGAUGAUUUCUUCUCGGAUGCUAUGGAUGUUUUAUCUCUAUCAGAGGCAUUAGAUUAUGUCCAAAAGAAAUCGGAGAAUGCUCAUAGUAACACCAAUGAUGGGUUGAGGUUAAAGCUUGCAGAGUCUAAUGGAUACCAAUCUCCUACUUACAUGAUCAAUCGCUUUCUUCCGGAUGCCACUGCUUUGGCUGCAUCAUCUGCUUUGCAUUUUUCUACUAACUUAGAAGAGAAAGAUUGUGAUACUUGUAGCUAUCCAGGGUGUUACACAAGGCAUUCAUAUGCUUCUUCUCCAAAGGGUUGUGGCUUGGAACUACUCUUCCCGUGGCGUAUGAAGCAUAAACUUUGUUCUAUAGAGAGCCCUGUGUUGCCAUGUUCUACUAAUCUGCACAAGCAUAAGCGCAACUCCAAACAGAAGAAACACCGUUCUUCAACAACCUACAUUCCUUGUACAAACAUGAAAGAUAUUUGAUGGGUGAGAAAUGCUAGAAACAUACUCUCUGUCACACCCUUUUAAACACCAUCUCUCUUGUUGGUUGAAAUUUAUUAAAAAUGAGAAAAAUUUAUGGGUUUCACAUCAUAUUUAAUUAUUCUUUCUCUUAAUGUUGUAGUUUUUAAUAAAUUUUAACCAAUUAGAAAAAGUGUUAGAGAGUGUGUUGUUAGCUCUUCUUUGAUGGGUAGAGCUAGUUCUUUGAUUUGUUCAUUGCUACUUCAUACAAAAUCUUUAUUUUAUGUGUAAAUAAUAUAUAUUAUUUGUUAUCUUAGCUA